UGUUCCUAUUAUGGCGGCAGUUCUCGUUCGAAGAGGGAACCUUACAAGUAUCUGUCUUUUUAACCUUCCGAUUUUAAGAAGAAGGUACUGGUUUCGUUCUUGCGUCGAGAGUAACAAAGCAGCUACUUUUAAGGCUGAUCCAUUUCGGAAAUUUUUGAAAACAGUUCGCUUUUCCUCCUCUUUGGCCAUGAGCUCUCUCGAUUUGAGUGGAAUUUUCCCCCCGAUUGUAACGCCAUUUGGAGACAACGAAGGAGUGAACCAUGACAAGUUAAAAUAUAAUUUCAGCAAGUGGAACGAGAUACCAUUCAGUGGGUAUGUUGUUCAAGGAUCCAAUGGUGAAUAUGCAUAUAUGAGAGCUGAAGAAAAGAUUGAUUUAGUUCAUAAAGUGAGAGAACUAGCACCCAAAGGCAAACUUAUUUUGGCAGGAUCAGGUUGUGAAGCUACAAGGGAUACCAUAGAGAUGACAAAUAAAAUGGCUGAGGCAGGUGCUGAUGCAGCACUUGUUGUGACACCUUGUUUCUAUAAGAGUGGUAUGACUGCAGAAGCUCUUGAGAAACACUUCACUAAGGUCGCAGACAGUUCACCAAUACCAGUUAUACUGUACAGUGUGCCAGCAAACACAGGAAUUGACUUACCCGCCGAAUGCAUUAUUAAGUUAUCAUCUCACCCAAACAUUAUUGCUCUAAAGGACAGUGGAGGAGAUAUCACCAAGAUUGGUUACGUGAUCCACAAGACUGCUGGAAACAAUUUUCAAGUAUUGGCUGGAUCAGCUAGCUUUCUUUUGGCUUCUUAUUGUCUUGGUGCCGUUGGAGGCGUGUGUGCUCUCGCAAACGUUUUGGGAAGAGAAGUUUGCAAGCUACAUGAAAUGCAUAAACAUGGCAAAAUGGAAGAAGCUAAGCUUCUGCAGCACAAAUUAAUUCUCCCAAACACAGCGGUAACCAAGACAUAUGGUGUUCCAGGACUGAAGAAAUCUAUGGAGUUUUUUGGCCUCUACGGAGGACCCACGAGAUCUCCGCUCCUACCUCUGAAAGAGUCUCAAGAAGCUGAACUAAGAGACAUUUUCAAACUGUUUGGAGGAUACCAGGCAUAGAGAAGAAUUUAUUAACAUUCAAACCCCUAAGAGUGAUUAGCAUCUUAUUUCUCCUUACACUAUCAAUGUUGAAUCAAACGUUAAGGCCAUGAGAACAAGGAAAAUGCUCACCCAUCAGUGAAGCUCUUGAUUUUUGAACAAAUUUUCCAUGUCAGUGCCAUAGGAAAUGUAAAGAGAACAGUGUGGAGGAUAUGGAUACCUAUCCUAGGGUUUUAGGGUCGAAGACAAUUUCCAUACACUGAAUAUAAAUGAAUCUUAAUGGUAGCUAGUUUAUUUUUAUAAGUAUUGAGACCUGUAAUAGAGAAAUUCGGCUGAACCCUUUUAUAUGGGGAAAUUUGACAAAGUGAAAUAAUAUAUUUUUAAAAGUGAGGUGCUUUCAUGAUUAAGAUAGUAUAGUCGACGUUGACUUCGAUGACGUUAUGGCUUCCGCUACAAA
Pocillopora verrucosa is the source of this 1526-nucleotide messenger RNA. Its product is annotated as 4-hydroxy-2-oxoglutarate aldolase, mitochondrial. The record is from RefSeq and is a predicted model, not a curated record. NCBI's taxonomy places the organism in Eukaryota, Metazoa, Cnidaria, Anthozoa, Scleractinia, Pocilloporidae. Gene Ontology annotation, molecular function: lyase activity.